Prosopis cineraria is the source of this 1498-nucleotide messenger RNA. Its product is annotated as amino acid transporter AVT1I-like. The transcript is spliced from 3 exons. NCBI's taxonomy places the organism in Eukaryota, Viridiplantae, Streptophyta, Magnoliopsida, Fabales, Fabaceae. Gene Ontology annotation, cellular component: plasma membrane. The record is from RefSeq and is a predicted model, not a curated record. The coding region runs from base 71 to 1297 and encodes 408 amino acids.
CCUCAUAACUCGGAAACUUCAACACACAACAGUUCACAAAACUGCACUCAAACACAACACAAAACACACCAUGACCACUUCUUCUCCUGAAGACGUUCAUGCUUCUUCUCGCACUACUUCCUUAUUCAAAACCUGUUUCCAUGGCGUCAAUGGCAUUUCAGGGAUUGGGAUAGUCUCCAUACCAUAUGCUUUAGCAUCAGGAGGAUGGCUAAGCUUGAUACUUCUGUUCAUAAUAGCCAUCGCAGCGUAUUACACAGGAAUCUUAAUAAAACGAUGCAUGGACAAAGAUUCCACCAUAGAAUCUCUUCCCGACAUAGGCCAACGAGCCUUUGGAGACAAAGGAAGGUUGAUGGUGAACAUAGCCAUGAACUGUGAACUGUAUCUGGUCGUAACAGGUUAUCUUAUUCUGGAAGGAGACAACCUCAACAAGCUCAUAACACAUGUGCAUGUGGACAUAGGAGGGAUAAGAAUUGGUGGCAUGCAAUGUUUUGUUGUUCUUACGGCUCUGAUAAUUUUGCCCACUGUUUGGUUGCAAGAUUUGAGCCUUCUCUCUUAUGUGUCAGCCACUGGGGCUUUAGCUUCUACAAUAUUUCUCUGUGCUUUGUUGUGGAACGGUGCGUUUGAUGGGACAGGGUUUCAUUAUCGCAAAGGUGUUCUUUUUAACUGGAAAGGACUUCCUGCUGCUGCUAGCUUAUAUGCUUUUUGUUACAGUGCUCAUCCAGUUUUUCCAAAUCUCUACACUUCUAUGAAGAACAAACAUCAGUUUUCUAAUGUUCUUCUAGUGUGCUUUACACUAUGCACCUUAAUAUAUGCAGCAAUAGCAGUGCUGGGUUACUUGAUGUUCGGAUCAGAAGUUCAAUCAGAAGUAACCUUAAACCUUCCAAAAGGAAAAAUAAGCUCAAAGGUUGCAAUUUAUACAACAUUAGUGAAUCCAAUAACAAAGUAUGCUCUGAUGCUCACACCAAUUGUGGACGCCAUAAAAGCCACAAUCCCUUCAAGCUUCAACAAGAAGAAGGCCUCACAUUUAGUUCUGAGCACCGCCUUGCUCCUCAGCACCGUGGUCGUCGCCCUCGCCGUGCCAUUCUUCGGAUAUUUGAUGUCUCUGGUCGGAGCUUUGUUGAGUGUGUCUGCUUCAUUUCUGGUUCCAUGCGUGUGUUAUUUGAAGAUCUCAGGCAAUUAUAAGAAGUUUGGAUGGGAUAUGAUCGUCAAUUAUGCAAUCAUCCUUAUGGGAAUUUCUAUUGCAGCUGUGGGAACUUACACUUCCCUGGUAGAAAUAAUUAAACAUUUAAAAGUCUAAUUGAUUGGACUGUUAAUUCAGGAUUUAUGAAGUUUAAUUGGUUAAUAUGGUGUCAAUAUGAUUUGGUUCAGGGUUUAUGUAGAUUGGGCUUCUUUUAAAAUUUCAAGCCUUUGUACUUUAUAGAAAUUGUCAAAAACUCUUGUUUACUUGAUUGAUAUCAUGUUUUAAGAUUUUAGAACUUAACAAUGUCUUUUUUAUUUU